This is a messenger RNA of Quercus robur (English oak), 2262 nucleotides long. RefSeq names its product FCS-Like Zinc finger 8. The coding region runs from base 1003 to 1959 and encodes 318 amino acids. NCBI's taxonomy places the organism in Eukaryota, Viridiplantae, Streptophyta, Magnoliopsida, Fagales, Fagaceae. The transcript has 3 exons. The record is from RefSeq and is a predicted model, not a curated record.
UAAAAAAACGACGUGAAGAAACUGCCAUUACUGGACAGGAUCGGGUGGUUUUAUCAAACCCACUGAUUCCCAUGCACACGCGUCUUUAAAAUCACUCACAACCACCCCUCUCUCUCUCUCUCUCUCUCUCUCACAGAGAAACCCACCUCUCUCUUUCUCUCUCUGACUCUCUCUCACUCAGUGUCUCUCUCCUCUCUGCAAAACCAUGGCGAUUUUUCAGGACUGGAUGAUGGAAAACUGAGUUAGUGGCAAAUAAAGCACAGUAAAAGGACAGCCCACUAAGGAAAAAAAGAGAGGGAGAGGGGGAAUAGUCACCCUUCAAAUUUUUUUUUAUCCUUCUUUGGUUUUUCAUGCUGGGUUUUUAUUUUUAAGGUUUGGUUGGUUUAAUUUUCACUCUUUAAACUGGUUUUACACCCUGUGAAAAUUUUGGUUUUUUUUUUUAUUAAGGACCUUGUAUAUUUUGAUUUUCUGAUAUAGAAACUAAAUUUUUCUGUAGUAGUCACAAAAUACAAAAGGUAAAAAAAAAAAAAGAGGGACAGAAAGAAAAGCAAAAGAGCCAUUAAAAGGAACAAAAUUACAAAUCCUCUUCUUUGUUAUGCUGUGUCUAGUACUAGUGCAUGCACAUCUGAUCAUGACUGGUGAGAGUUUCUUUGCAUGUCGGUUGUGAGAGAGAGAGAAGCUGAGCAAAAUAGAAAGAGAGGAAGUUAUUGUAAAAGAGCGAGAAAGUCGGGGAAAAAGUUACCACCUUUUCCAUUAAUCCUUCUUUUUCUUGGGUUUCUCAAGUCUUCAGAAAAUGGAGGUCACAGAAGUUUAUUAGCAGUGCAGAGACAGAGAGGCAGAGACUGGGUUUUUCGAUUCAUGGAGUCCCCUUUUGGUUUUCUGGUUUCUGGGUUUCUUCAGAAUGGUGGAUUUGACUGUACUAAAACCACUCUUUACUCCAAUAUUCUUUAAUAUAUAGGAAAAAUCUUAACUUUCUUCAGUGUGGCUAUAAGAUUUGGAGCUAUGCUUAGAAAAAGAUCAAGAGCAACAACAAGUAGUAGUUGUAGUAAUCAAUCUCUAAUGGCAGACACUAACUCUCUCCAAUCUCCAACAGACAAAUACAGGAAACCCACUACCUCUCUCUUAACUUCUCCGAGGUUUUUCACAAAUUCCGCUCCAAAAUCUUUGCCUGAAUACGAGGUUGUUAUGAGUCCAACUUCCAUACUCGAUAGCAAGCCAUUCUCUGGUUUCAGAAACCCCUUUAGGUCUGAAACAAGCACACCCAGAACCCCAGAACCUGAAACUAAACGCCAUUGGGACAAUUUAGACCCCAAGGGUCUUGGCUUGGCCAUUGUUGAUUCUCUCAAUGAAGAAACAUCUGAUCCAAAACCAUCCAAACCUGACAGCCGAAUGGUUCUUUUUGGUUCUCAGCUUAAGAUUCAGAUCCCUACUCUGGCAAACUGUGUUCAUUCUCCAACUGAAUCUCCCAAAUCCCCUGCUGAUUUUGGAAUCAAGACUAGGAAUUCUCAACUGGGUUCUUUCUCUUCUGGCUUUUCUCAGUCACCAGUGAAGAAUUCAGCAUUCGGGUCUGCGAAUUCGGGCAUGGAGACUCCGAAUUCUUUACGGGUUUUCACUGGCUGUCUCUCUGCUAGUGAAAUGGAGCUCUCAGAAGACUAUACUUGUGUGAUAUCCCAUGGUCCUAACCCAAAAACCAUUCAUAUUUUUGAGGAUUGCAUUGUUGAGAGCUGUUGUGGUGUUGUUGGGUUCUCUGGUCCAAGAAAAGAAAGUGGGUUUUUCACUGGCCAGUCUUCUAGCUAUCCUUCUGAUAGUUUUCUCAGCUUCUGUUACUCUUGCAAGAAGAAUCUUGGUCAGGGAAAGGACAUCUACAUGUACAGAGGUGAGAAAGCCUUCUGUAGCAGCGAUUGUCGCUCCCAGCACAUGCUUUUGGAGGAGGAGGGAAUGGAUAAAUUGGAACCAUAAUCCUGAUUCACCAAUAAUUUUGCUUAGUGUUCAAAGAAGCAUAAAAAGAAAAUGCCAAACUUCACUAGGGUAAAUCUUUGUAUCAUUGGUACUCCAAAAUCACAGACAAGGAUGGUACUUGAAUUUCCUAGAAAAUUGUGAACCUGUUUUGGUAUUUUCUCACUUAUUAUUUUUUCUCUUUGUUUGCUUUUACCUCUACUUUUUAAUACUCCUCCUGUUAAAAGGAGGGCUUGAAAGGUUUAGAUAUUGUAGAGUUAAUUUUGUUGAAUUGAUAAAUAGGUGACGCUGUUGGGUUUGUCCGCA